Messenger RNA from Solea solea (common sole), 1266 nucleotides. RefSeq lists its product as uncharacterized. Bases 3 to 1172 code for a protein of 389 amino acids. Lineage: Eukaryota; Metazoa; Chordata; Actinopteri; Pleuronectiformes; Soleidae. The transcript has 6 exons. The record is from RefSeq and is a predicted model, not a curated record.
ACAUGGAAGAAUACGCCGCAUACAUCUUCUGCCCUCAGGGCACACAGAAGAUGCAGCAAAAUGCAGUGACGAAGAGCAGCCGGGCAAAGGUGCUGGUGAAAUUUCUUUGCCUCGGCUGCCCGUCACUUCAACUGUGGGACUGGAGGUUCCUAUUCAACGUGCCGCUGCUCAAGUUCUACCCCACACUCCUGAGGAAUGUUGGCCUGGCCCCAACGACAGUGGCACUGUAUUUGGGCCAGGCCAUCUCCUUUGUUGAGUAUUUCCGUGAUACCCCUCCAAAACACUCGAGGUUGAAAGCCGGUGAGAAGACUCUGCUGGUCAGGGAACUCCGCAAGCUUUAUAGGGAUGUGGGGCGAAACGUACUUGGACACCAGCUGCUGGUCAAGCAGACCAAACAGCAGCGGCUGGUGUCCAAGGAAGACCUCACGUCCUGCCAGUCCCUGGCCAAGAUGAGGAUGACCGAACUCCUCGAGGACAUUGCAAAUGCGCCACCCCGGGACCCCAAGACGAGGUACCGCUUCUUUGGGUACCUGGCGGCCUACCUGUCGUCCAUAUAUGGACACCGGUCAGGUGUUCUGACCAAGAUGAGGGCGAAGGAGGUCAGGGAGGCCGUCGGGGACCCAAAAGCAGGGUACCUCAUUAAUGUCUUGGACCACAAGACUGUCAGGAAGUUCGGGGUGGCGCAGAUUUAUCUGGAGCCUGAGGAGCACUCUUGGUGCGUGGAGUGGCUCCGUCUCCAUAAGAGGGCAGUACCGACAAAUGACUACUUCUUCUCAUCUCUUGGCCGGGGGGAGGCAAAAGAUUUGGUGAAGUACUUCAGGGCGGCAUGGGCCGAGAUGGGCCUCCAGGGAGCGCCCUCCUUAAUGGACAUCAGGUCGGCGGUGUCCACCUAUAAUUUUGAAUCCAAUGAUGCUGAGGUGCGGGACCAAGUGGCCACAUUCAUGUGCCACAGCGUGAAGACACAGGAAAGAUUUUAUGCACUGCAUAAUACACUUAAGCGGGCGAAGCAGAUGAGAGAGCUGUUCGUCAGUCUCUCACUGAGACGAGUCGAACCUGCUCUCUCAUCUGCUUCCGCCGACCCCUCCAAACCAGCGGAGGAGUCCGAGGGCCAAACAAGAGUGACACCACGGAAGAAACAAUCCACCUCUCCAGCUGCUGGCAAGGAAAAUUAAGGGGAAGCUGGGGAUCAGCCCACGGAAAAAGUAUCCUCUGAGGAAAUAGAGGGCGAACAUGUUAAAAGUUUGAACUGUAUUUUAAGUUGUAUGU